Messenger RNA from Desarmillaria tabescens, 1404 nucleotides. RefSeq names its product major facilitator superfamily domain-containing protein. Lineage: Eukaryota; Fungi; Basidiomycota; Agaricomycetes; Agaricales; Physalacriaceae. Gene Ontology annotation, cellular component: membrane. Gene Ontology annotation, biological process: transmembrane transport. The record is from RefSeq and is a predicted model, not a curated record. Bases 252 to 1328 code for a protein of 358 amino acids. Gene Ontology annotation, molecular function: transmembrane transporter activity. The transcript has 15 exons.
CAUGAAAGAAGAUCUAAGUAUCGUUGGAAAUGAAUAUACCUAUAUGGGUAUAUGCUAUACAAUCGCAUAUGCUCUUUUCCAAAUUCCCGGUACCGUCAUUGUCACUCGAGUGAGACCAAGCUACUUUUUGUUCUUCUGCGAGGUUGGAUGGGGCACGUCUUUCCGGUUAAAGUGGUAGAUAUUUUAGAGGCUUAGUUUGCCCUUUAGGUGCCUUCACUUUUGCUCAAGCCGGCGCGAGACAUUCAAACUACAUGUACGCUUUCCGAUUCUGCGUAGGGAUGUUCGAAGCUCCCUUUUUCCCUUGUAUUUUGUACCUCAUGGGAUCGUGGUAUAACAAAUACGAAAUGGCUAAAAGAAUUGCUAUCUUUCAUUUGUGUGGAUCUCUCGGCUCUUCUUUUGGAGGGUAUCUACAGGCAGCCGUUUAUGAGACUUUAAACGGAGCCAAAGGUAUAGCUGGCUGGAGGUGGCUUUAUAUAGUCUGUGGUUGUAUGACGGUUCCUUGCGGGAUCGCUGUGCUAUGUUUCCUUCCUGACUUGCCCUCGAAUACACGGGCAUUCUACCUAACGAAAGAGGAGAAGAAAUUUGCUCUAGAUAGAGCGAUUGCGUUGGGAAAGUCUCAAGCUGGAGAGAGAAGGCUCAGAUUCUCCCUGAUUAAGAGGAUGCUUACGACGUGGAAGUGGUAUGCCUUCGUACUGGGGUACGUGGUUUAUGGCAUUUCUUGUCAAGCAGGAGAUUAUUUCAGCAUCUGGAUGAAGGCUGCCGGAUAUUCUGUGGCUGAGCGAAAUGUCAUACUUUCCUGUUCGAGGCUCAUCUCAGCUUUCUGCAUUUUCGUAUGGGGAUUUGGAAGCGACUUAACAAGUUCUCGUUUUGCUUUCGUUUUUGGACCUUUGUGCUAUGGGCUACUACCCAACGGCAUUCUCGCAUUCUGGCCGAAAUCGAGGGAGCUCAUACUGUUUGCUUUCAUGACGAACGGAGUCCAGUUGAUGACAGCCGUUUUCUACACCUGGGCAAAUGAAAUUAUGGCCGGAGACGAUGAUCUACGUGCGCUCACCAUAUCUUCUAUGAAUGGCGUACAGUACUCUGUGUCAGCUUGGCUUCCCAUUGUCAUCUUCCCACAGACGAUGUCCCCGACCUUCCGUCGUGGCUUCCCGUCGACUUUUGGUUUUGUGAUAGCUGGACUGAUGAUCAUUUUAACCAUCAAACUUCUUGCUGAUAAGGAUGCGAGACGCAGUGGGAUAAACCAGGGCGUCGAAGAUAACAAUGGUCCAGAAGGGAAGGAAAUUCCCAAGGAAGAGGUUGAGGUCUUAGAGAAAAACGAGAAGAUUUGAAUUUUUUGGGAUUGAGGUGACGCUGGGAUAUCAAGCUUGCUCUCUUCUAUGUAACUCGCGAUAACUAUGCUAUGUC